Messenger RNA from Neogale vison (American mink), 359 nucleotides. Its product is annotated as 60S ribosomal protein L19-like. Bases 1 to 261 code for a protein of 86 amino acids. The record is from RefSeq and is a predicted model, not a curated record. Gene Ontology annotation, molecular function: RNA binding; structural constituent of ribosome. Gene Ontology annotation, biological process: translation. NCBI's taxonomy places the organism in Eukaryota, Metazoa, Chordata, Mammalia, Carnivora, Mustelidae. The transcript has a single exon. Gene Ontology annotation, cellular component: cytosolic large ribosomal subunit; ribosome.
AUGUCAAAAAAGAUUGAUCGCCACAUGUAUCACAGCCUGUACCUGAAAGUGAAGGGUAACGUGUUCAAAAACAAGCGGAUUCUCAUGGAACACAUCCACAAACUGAAGGCAGACAAGGCUCGCAAGAAGCUUCUGGCUGACCAGGCUGAGGCCCGCAGAUCAAAGACCAAGGAGGCUCGCAAGCGCCGUGAAGAGCGGCUCCAGGCCAAGAAGGAGGAAAUCAUCAAGACUCUGUCCAAGGAGGAAGAGAUCAAGAAAUAAAACUCCCUCUCUUUUGUCUGUACAUAGUGGCCUCGGCAAUAAGACAGAUCAGUUAUUCAAUAAAACAAACUUUUAUCUGCCAAAAAAAAAAAAAAAAA